Messenger RNA from Musca domestica (house fly), 3110 nucleotides. RefSeq lists its product as uncharacterized. Lineage: Eukaryota; Metazoa; Arthropoda; Insecta; Diptera; Muscidae. The transcript has 5 exons. The record is from RefSeq and is a predicted model, not a curated record. The coding region runs from base 902 to 1852 and encodes 316 amino acids.
UUCGUCCAAGAUUGGCAUCACUGCAUGGAUUUUGAGGAUUGUAAAAGCAUGUGCAUCACACCACCAAAUAUCAAUAGUUAUAUCCCAGAAGCGUUCAGUUUUCUGAGCGAAACGCAUUUCCGCACCCUUCCCUGCAAAGCUUCCGGAUCAACAUAAUAGCUUACAUCAUUUUUGGGGAAUAGAUUUUGAAACUGUUCAAAUUCGAACGGCAAUACUUACAUCAUUUGCGAGGUGUUUUGCUUCACAUAUUAUCCCAAUCAUUUAUUCUCUCUCAGACACAAUCUAUUCGGAGUGCAUCAGUCUUGGAGACGAUAUUGCCCUCAACUGUGACGAUUUCCAUACAGGAAAGCGCACUGAAGUUUUAAUAUUCAACACGACAACUGUUGCCACAGCGUAGAACAGCGUUUUUGAAGUUUCCACAGAUGAUACUCUGACGAAGCAGAGGCUACAUUUGUUGAAGAGAACAGCUAGAGCCGGCCAACCACCUAAGCAUUUUUAAUAUGUGCGUCUGUGUGUGUGUGGGUACAUCAUAUAGCUACAAACAAACACGAAAAUUUAGGGGGUUCGACCAACGUCGCCAGCUAAGCAAGAUGGUGGUUUAAUCCAUUUGGGUUUUUAUGUCGCAUCGAGUGUUCAGAGAUUUUCAAAUUAUGCGCAUUUUCAAUGGCGACAUCUUCUACUUCAAGUCGAGAUCCAAACCCACUGGCACUGACAACAUUUCGGCCAACAGCCACAAAACGCAUGCAUAUUUAUGGAAAGAACAACACACUCUGCGUCAGACACGUCAAAGUAGAAAUACCAACAAACUUUCCAACACAAUACCGAUUUGUGUAUGUCCGACCAAACCACGCUGCUUGGCAUCAGGGGCGAUGGAAGCAGGACUAAGUGGGUGCCAUAAUAGAUGUGUGCUGUAGGUAAAAACAGAUCCUCCUUCUUCGUAUGCCGCGCCGGCUUUUUUUUUUGGUGUUGGAACAACUGCGAUCAGCAAUUGGGCCCCUUCCCUUUGAACAUUAACUCUGCGCUGCGGCAGGGUUCGCUGGUGAUUACUGACAUAGCCUGGGAUCAAGCCAUCACGAAUGCUUCCAAGCAGUGCUUGGUAACUUGGGAGGUCUCCGGAGGCGGUCUAAUGGGCAACCUAUUGACUGAUUCCUCUACUGUUGAAUUAUCCCUCUGGUCAGAUACGGUCUAUCACGUACAAGUUACGUGCAAACAUAAGGAAACGGGAGGUAUGCGUCGUUCAUUCAAAUUGAUCGUCGAUACCCACAAAUUGGGCGAUAGAUCUGCCACAAGUGUGCAGGCCAUCUCAAUGGACAGUCAGUUCGACAGUCAAUAUCUGACACCCGGCUACGGCGAUGAAAAUAUCCCACCAUCUCCCAGUGAAACAGAGUCGAGGAUGCGCAUUCUGAAGGAUAGUUCCAAGGACUUCUUGGCCCCCUACAAUCCAAGCAUCGCCACUAAGACGAAAACUUGGAAGAACGCAGAUCAAAGAAUGACAGUUGACGACGAUGUGAAGGACGGACUUAAAUAUCGCGAUAGUGUGCUGCGUACCAAAUUAGUCGGAGCACCGGCGAGUGCGGACUCGUUGAGCUUGGCGCAAAACUCUGUUAUUGUCGCCCUGAUGGGGUCUUCCAUUUUGUUUAUGGCUGUGGUAAUAAUUUUUUUAAUGAUGCGCCCAGCGCGGAAACAAGUACCUGCUGUUGCAACUGCCAAUGACAAACAGGUUCUAAUACACACGGAAAUCCGUCCAUCCCCACAGAAAGCGCAGCCAGCACCAGUGCAUCGACACACACCAAGCGCACUAAUAACGACAUCGUUGUCGCCAGCAGACCAGAGCCCAGCGCUGCACGUAUAAGCAUGGGAAGAUGUCGCUAAUAUGAACUGUAAAUAUAUGUAAAUAUGAUAUGCGAUCUUCGCGUGUAAAUACAUACCCAAUAAGUCCAGUGUACAUAGACACAUGCUUCCCCAUCGUUGAAGGCGAGAUGCGCGUAAUGCUGAUGCUUGGUGGACAACUCAAAAUGUUCGUGUUACCUGAUAACGCCCACUCCAACGCGAUUACUUUUAGCUUUUGUUGAUUUAUUUUAAGCGUAGCCUUCGUAGAAUUCAGGAUAGGUUUUGGCCCUCAGACCUCAGCGGAGGGUUGGGCCAGGACUCUGAGUGUAACUAGAUAAUAAGACUUCUAGUCCAGUUGGUGUGAAUGUGAUCGAGUGUGAGAGUCUGUUUGGCUGAGUGCGUGAUUGUGGUUUUGUUUAUAUCUAAGGAACCUCUGCUUUGGAGGGAUUUUUUUGUUCGCCACCCUGAAGUGGAGGUGAUGAGGGGAGGAAACUGAUUAAACUUCUUCACGUCAUCGAAUCUUCUUCUGCUUCUAAAAUUCUAAAGUCGCUUUGCUAGUAAUUUAAGCAUACUCAUAGUCUUCAAAUAAAUCAAAAGCAUCUUCCAGCUAUCUCAAGAAAUUUGAAACCAGACAAAAUAAUGGUAAUAUCAUAAGUAAUUCAGGUACACAUAAAUAUAUAUCCCUAUUGUAAAUACUGUCGUGGACAAAAGCGGCAAAUUGCUUCAGUUAAAACUGUAAACUUGAUUUCAAACUAGUGCUUAGUGUAACUUACAAUUAUCAGGAAACGGUAAUCACAUUCAACGAACUGUCUGCGUGUGUUCUGAAAACGACAAGCAAUCAUCCCCAUAUCAAAUAUUCUAUACUCGCAAUUCGUACUUAUUUUUAGGACAGGCAAACGGACGUUUAGUCCCUCGAAGAUUUAGAUCGGAGCGUGGAUUCGUUCGAAGACUGAGUCCUUACAGGCGACGCCAUCCCUCGUAACAUUUUAGAGACAUUGCCAAAUAUGUUUUUAAGUUUGCUUUCUUGUCCGUGGUAAGCGGGUCAAAGACGAAUCGCAAUUUGAUAAAAACGAUUACAGAUUACCUUUAGAAGCGUAACAGUAACUAACCAUACUUGUACUUGUAAUUCAUGUCUCAUCAGUGAAAACAAAUGUAAUUAGUAGUUAUAUUGUACCUAAUCAAAAUCUAAGUAUAAAUCAAUACAAAAGUAAUAUUUAAAUAUGAAAAGAACAAAUAAAUGAAAAAAAAAAUAUAAAUAAAAACAAUUAAAGUAAUCGGAA